This is a messenger RNA of Strongylus vulgaris, 233 nucleotides long. Lineage: Eukaryota; Metazoa; Nematoda; Chromadorea; Rhabditida; Strongylidae. The record is from the annotation of a GenBank genome assembly.
AUGGAUGGCACAGAUAUUGUCACAUUCCGAGAAAACGACAAAGCAUUCCGAUUAUUUGGCACUAAUGUACAUGUAAAGGUUGGCGCUUACAUCGCCGGUGUUAUUGGAUUCGCUGUUACGAUCGCUUUUUGCAUCACAUACACAUUUUAUCAUAGCCGAGGAUUGGGCAGAAAUCCCUUCCUUGAUCAUUUAGAGCUAGGUAGGUGGACUGCGAGUUGCACUAACUUUUAGUG